Messenger RNA from Phlebotomus argentipes, 2376 nucleotides. RefSeq lists its product as uncharacterized. Bases 1 to 2376 code for a protein of 791 amino acids. Lineage: Eukaryota; Metazoa; Arthropoda; Insecta; Diptera; Psychodidae. The record is from RefSeq and is a predicted model, not a curated record. The transcript is spliced from 2 exons.
AUGAUUUCCAUGCAGAAAAUCUUAGUGGUAGCCUGGCUUCUGGGCUGCGCUCUUGCGCUUCCGGCGCCUGGUGGAGGAGGAUCGUUCUCCUCGCACUCCUCCUUCUCCGAGGGCUCUCAGCAGAGCGAGGCGGGCUUCUCGUCCCAGGCCUCGUCUCAGCACGAGGGCUUCAGGAGCAGCCACGGACACUCGGGCUACUCCGAAGGGGGCUUCGAAUCCGGUCGUCACUCAUCCGGAGGACACUCUGAGGGAGGCUUCAGCGAAGGCCACUCUUCCGGGGGAUACUCAGAGGGUGGCUUCGAGAGCGAGGGCGGAAGCUUCGAAUCCAGCCGCCGUGGCCACAGUUCUGGGCAUCACUCAUCCGGAAGUUCCUCCCAAUUCUCUGAAGGCAGUUCAGGUAGCUCGAGCUCAGAUUACCAAGCUUCCAGUCGCAGAUCUGACGGAUUCAGCGGAGGCUCUUCUCACCGUUCCGAAAGCAGUUCCGGCUUUGAAUCUGGCGGUCAGCACAGUUCUGGACAUCACUCUGCCGGAAGCUCUUCUCAAUACUCCGAGGGUGGUUCAGACUUUGGAGCAGGACAUCAUUCUCACAGAUCUGGACAUCACUCUGGCGGAAGCUCUUCUCAAUACUCCGAGGGUGGUUCAGACUUUGGAGCGGGACAUCAUUCUCACAGAUCUGGACAUCAGAGUUCUGGAGGAUUCUCUGAGCAAUCCUCCUCUUCGCAAUCGUCCAAGAGUGCCAGUUCGCAGAGCAGCUCCUCGGACAGUAGCAGUUCUUCCAGCAGCAGCAGUUCUUAUCACUCCGCUCACCGGCGAGACGCUCCUUAUCCCCCAGAAGUGCCCCAUUCCCACUACGGCGUCCCCACCACGACUCUUCCGCCUCCUCCACCUCCCCCGCCGCCAACCACCACCGUCCCUCCACCGCCUCCGCCGCCGCCAGAGAUGCCUCAUGAAGAGUACGGACCGCCCAAGAACACUCUGCCGCUGAUUCCCGAGCUCCCCAAGCUUCCCGACUUGAAGCCCUUUGAUUUCGGUCCGAAAGACACCGAUCUCACCGAUGAACUUACCUACAGACCUCCUGUGGCUCCUGAGCUGCCCAAACUCCCCGAACUGCCCACGAUUCCUGAGCGUUUUGACACGGUGGACAACAGCGAUGAGGACUCCAGCUCGGAAGAAGUCGAGACUCCCGCGGACACUUAUGGCGUGCCCAAGAGACCUGCCAUCGUUCAGCCAGAGCAUCCUCCUCAGAUUCCCCACUCUUUCAUCCCUGAAACGCCCAAGCAGGAAGUCCCCACUGGUCCAUACCCACCUGAAGUGCCUCACGAGGAAUACGGCCCACCUCCACCUCCUGUCCCAACAGUCCCAGCUCCUCCGCCACCACCGCCACCAGAGCUUCCGCCCCUUCCUGAGCUCCCCGAAGUGGUGAUUCCUCACUUCCCGCCAGCGCCUCCAGAGGUUCCAGAAGUGCCAGAAGUUCCAGAGGUUCCCGUGGGACCUUAUCCGCCAGAAGUGCCCCAUGAAGAGUACGGACCGCCUCCAGCUCUUCCCGAACUCCCUGAAGUGCCUGAAGUUGUUGUGCCCACCGGACCUUACCCGCCAGAGGAGCCCACUGCUCCCUAUCCUCCAGAGGUUCCUCACGAAGAGUACGGUCCGCCCAAGCAAAUCAUUCCCAUCGCCAGGAUUCCCCAGCCACCGCCGCUUCCCAUCCUCCCUGAACUUCCGCCUGUGGUCAUCCCACACUUCCCGCCAGCGCCUCUGCAAGCUCCUGAGCCCACUGGACCUUACCCGCCUGAAGUGCCUCAUGAAGAAUACGGACCACCUGUUGUACCUCACACUGAAUACGGCCCGCCCAAGACCAUUAUCGCCGCUCCGCUGCCUCCACCGCCUCCAGCGCUUCCUUCACUCCCGGAACUGCCGCCCGUGGUGAUUCCUCACUUCCCUCCGGCGCCGCCAGAAACCUUCUACGCACCCGAAAUGCCGCACACGAAGUACGGAGUACCUGAGAACCAAGUCUACCUGAAGCCCAUCCCAAUCCCGCCAGCGCUGCCCGCUCUGCCCGAGAUCCCCAACACAAUUGUGCCGUACGCACCCAAGGAGUUCCCCUACCCGCCCGAGAUGCCGCACGCGGUGUACGGGCCGCCGAAGCAGGCGGCGCCCUAUGCGCCCGAAGGCCCGGCCACGCACUACGGAGAGCCUCUGUUCCACGCGACGCCGUUUAGGAUAAGCGUGGAGAAGGCUCCGCCCGGGGGCUACAAUUUCGUCGAGAUUGGGGGCCAAACUGUGGUACGCGAUGGGAAAUUGCUGAUUAAGAAGGGCACCUUCAACUACGUGGACUCCAAAGGAUUUCCCGUGCUGAUAAACUACUCCUCAGACUCAUAA